GCUUUUAGAAGUUUGCUGUCUGCCUAUUGUUGUUUUAUGCAAAAAGUCAGAGUCUGGAUAGGACACACCGAGGGCCUUAUGCAAAUGACGUGUCUAUCGGCUGGUGUGGGAUACUGGAGAGGUGAAUGCUCUUCUACUAACCCACAUUGCUAAAUGUGUUUCUCUGAACCUUUUUGAGAAAGGUUCACUCAGUUCACCUGAGAAAAGCACCACAGAACCAGGGAUUUAAUCUACAGAGACUGGAUCUGUGGAUCUUCGCUUCUAUAAGAUAUUAAGAUGAGCACAGAGGCUGUUGAACAGACAGAAUCUCAGCAUGAACCAGCUGAUAUUGAACAAAAUGGCAUUGACUUCACCAGACAAAUAAAGACUGAGAACCUGAACGAUUCUCCUCAUUCUGGAUCGUCGCACAAGACAUGCCACUUAACUCAGGGAUCACCGGUGCCUGGUGGCCAGCUUACUGGGGUUUGGAACAACUUGAAGGAGCUGCCCUCCCUGCACUCUCUCCCCCAGCUCGUCCUGAUGCCUGGAUCUCAUCUGUCCUCCCCUUCAUCAUUUCUCCUCUCACAGGCCCAAUCAGGACACCAAGCACUUCUGCAGCCCAAUCUGCUUUCCUUGCCAUCUCAGUCUCAGACAGGACUCUUACCACACCAGCCUGGUCUCGCACUCACUCCUCAGGCAAUGGGCAGGACAGGGCUGGCUGGCUCUUCUAUGGAUGGACACUUGGACAUGUCUCACUUACAGGUCCCUAAACAUGUGGGAUCACCACAAGAUGAGCCUAAUGACCUGGAGGAGCUAGAGCAGUUUGCUAAAGCCUUCAAACAAAGACGCAUUAAACUAGGCUUUACUCAGGGUGAUGUGGGGCUAGCCAUGGGAAAGCUGUAUGGAAAUGACUUCAGUCAGACUACCAUUUCACGCUUCGAGGCUCUCAAUCUUAGCUUCAAAAACAUGUGCAAGCUCAAGCCCUUGCUAGAGAAGUGGCUGAGUGAUGCAGAGAACUCGCCAUCUGACUCCAUGACCAACCCCACCACCCUACCACCCCUUAUGGAGGGUUAUGGGAGGAAGAGGAAAAAGAGAACAAGCAUUGAAACUAACAUCAAGCUCACACUUGAGAAACGCUUUCUAGAUAACCCAAAACCCAACUCUGAAGAGAUUACGCACAUCUCAGAGCAGCUAGCCAUGGAGAAGGAAGUAGUACGGGUUUGGUUCUGCAACCGGCGGCAGAAAGAAAAGAGGAUAUACUGCCCCAUUUCCACUUCACCCAUGAAGUCUCACAACUACAACCCUCGUCUGCCUUCAACUUCACGCUCAUUCAGUCCACUCACCUCUGGAGGUGUGUCAACAAGCUCCUCCCCCAACAGCCCCAGUCGAGGCUCUUCCCCCAGCACUCUGUCCACCACAUCCAGUGCACUGACGGCACAGGGGGUCAACCAGACGUUCAACACUGCAGGAUCCUGGUAUCGCUGGAACACCACGUCAUACCACCACUGAGCACCUCGCCAGAACUCCAGUACAUCCGGAGGCAAUAGCUUCACUUCAUAACUUGCCAGACGAGAGGGGUCUCUGUGAAAGAAAGGAAAUAUUCAUUCUGUAAUGUUUACAACCUGCACUAAACGUGGAGGCAGAAAGCAGAGAACCACUAUUCUGCUUCUCAUGGUCUAAUGUUCAAAGGGCUUGUGAAUAGCUUCACUGCUAAUUACUGAAGGGAAAAGCACUAAUAUGCAACAGCACAUUGUUUAGAUAUGCAAACUUGCUGCAAAGAACAUAACAGGCAUGUUCAGCAUUUUCAACAGAGCUUUUAAUGUGCAUGAAACCUUAUUUUUACUUCCUGUGCAAGAUCUCUGUGCCAAUUUUGUUGUACAUGAAGGUUCAAAUCUGGCUUUAUGUGUACUGAUAAUGACGAAUAAACUGCACACAACCAAAAACAAUCUUUUAAAACCCACUGAUAUUUGUAUAUCUUGUUUACAUGUUGCUUUGUUAGAAACUUGUGUCACUGUGUGUAAUUUUAUGCUGAAGGUUCGUUGACAAUUUUAGAUAGGUCAAGAAUGGGACAGCUGGCUCUGAUGUGUGCAGUUAUUUUGAGACAACAUUUAGUAUAUUGGUCAGCACAGUUUACAGUUUUUCAUAUAUUUUCAGCAUGUACCUAGUUUUGUGUUUCUGAAUAUUUUCUAAGGAUUUCUGGCAGGGAAAACAUUUUAUAUGCCUGGUGUGGAAUAUAAAUAUUUCACACUACUUUUUAUGCAACAUUGUCCAACGCAUUUGAAGUGCCUUGAGUUUCACAUUUUAGCUUUAAUGUAUGAUUAAUAAUAUUAUCUAGAUAUUGUUUGUUUGGUUGUUCUUUGCUUUUUUUAAUUUGUAAAACACUGUUGUAAAUUUCAAUUUCACUGUUUGACUGUUAUUAAAAUGUGCACUUGC
Messenger RNA from Megalobrama amblycephala (Wuchang bream), 2412 nucleotides. It is a transcript of the gene pou2f3, whose product is annotated as POU class 2 homeobox 3. NCBI's taxonomy places the organism in Eukaryota, Metazoa, Chordata, Actinopteri, Cypriniformes, Xenocyprididae. Gene Ontology annotation, cellular component: nucleus. The record is from RefSeq and is a predicted model, not a curated record. Gene Ontology annotation, molecular function: DNA-binding transcription factor activity, RNA polymerase II-specific; RNA polymerase II cis-regulatory region sequence-specific DNA binding. Gene Ontology annotation, biological process: regulation of transcription by RNA polymerase II. Bases 277 to 1488 code for a protein of 403 amino acids. The transcript has 14 exons.